Lampris incognitus (smalleye Pacific opah) is the source of this 1668-nucleotide messenger RNA. RefSeq names its product RNA-binding protein 25-like. The coding region runs from base 52 to 1668 and encodes 538 amino acids. The transcript has 2 exons. The record is from RefSeq and is a predicted model, not a curated record. NCBI's taxonomy places the organism in Eukaryota, Metazoa, Chordata, Actinopteri, Lampriformes, Lampridae.
GAGUCUGUCAAGCCAGUAACUGUCGCAGCAGAAGUUCCUCCAGUAGAGAAGAUGCCCAACAAGCCACCAGCUAUACUUCAUGUGACGACAAAACCACCCACAAAGAUGGUGGCAUCCCCGUCAGAGAUCACAUCACCUGAACAACUGACAGACGGCACUUUGGAAAUGAAUAAAGGUACUCCUGCUGAAAGGAAGACCUUUGAAGACUCCACAAAGACAUCAUUAGAAGAUACACCACACAAAUCUGAGUCUGAGAGCAGUGGCCAACCAAAGCCUCAGGUAGCCCAACUUGUGGCUGACAACUUACCCACCACUGAUGAGCACGGGGCUGUGAGCCCAAGCGAUCAGCCAGCCCUGAAGAGAGACAACACCCCAUGUCGCUCUGUUCACUUUGGUGUUGUGGAGAGAGAUGACGGAGGACCUCCACAGUUCAUUGGCUCACCGUCUGAUUCAGACCCAGAGCCGGAAGAGGUUUCUGGGGAUGAAGGCGAAGAGCAAUCUCCUGCCCCAGUGCCCAUCUAUAGAGGAGUGGGAAUGCUGCAGAGACAGAGAGAUGACAUAAAAAUGGAAGAAAGAAAAUGGGAAGAAAGCAGAGAGGGAACAGAGGGCAAUCAGAGGGAGAAGCUUAAGGUGGAGGAGGAGAGGAAAAAAGAGGAAGAUAAAGAGAGAGAGAGACAACUGGAGUCUGUGCAGCAGAGACCGGGAGAGGAAGAGAGAGAACUGGCAAAGCAGAAAGAGCAGUCAAUUCCAGCACAGGAGAAACUGGGAGAUGAGGAAAGGGAGAGGGAAAGAGAGGAGGAAAGACCGAGGGAGGAUGAAAGGGAAAGAGAAAGGUUGAAGGAAGAGGAGAUGGAGAGAGAAAGACAGCUGGAGGUUAUGUGGCAGAGAAAGAAAGAGGAAGAUAGAGCAAAAGAGACUGAGAGAGGAAGAGAAAGAGAGAGAGAGAGACUGAAGGAGGAGGAGAGGGAGAGAGAGAGACUGAGGGAGGAAGAGAGGGAGAGAUUGAGAGAGGAGGAGAGGGAAAGACUAAGAGAAGAGGAACGGGAGCGAGAGAGACUAAGAGAGGAGGAGAGGGCACAAGAGAGAUUAAGAGAGGAGGAGAGGGAAAGAGAGAGACUAAGAGAAGAGGAAAGGGAGCGAGAGAGACUAAGAGAGGAAGAGAAUGAAAGAGAAAGAUUGAAAGAAUUGGAGAAAGAGAGGGGGCGACAGAUGGAGGAGAUGGAAAGAGAGAGACUGAGGGCACAGGAGGAGCAGAGGGAAAAAGAGAGACUGAGAAAGGAAAGCGAAAGGGAUCGACAGAUAGAGGAGGAAAGACAGCAGGCAGAGGAAAGAAUGAAAGAGCAGGAGAAAGAAAAACAAAGACAAGAGGAACGAAAGAGAGCAAAGGAAACAGGAGAGACAUCAAGAGAGGAGGAGAGAUUGAGGGAAGAGGAGAGGGAGAAGCAGAGGUGGGAAAAGGGGAGCGAGAGCAUUGCAGAAGAGGAAAGGCUGAAAGAGCAGGAGGAAGAGAGGGAGAGGAUGGAAAUGCAAGAAGAGGGGAGGAGAGAAAGGCCAAAACAGGAGGUGGAAGAAGAGGAACUAGAGGACCCAGUAGAGAGAGAGAGGGAUGACAAAGGCUUUGGCAGCAAUGAAAACGAAUGCCGACAGGCACAGAGACGAAGACAGUGA